This is a messenger RNA of Chenopodium quinoa (quinoa), 1976 nucleotides long. RefSeq names its product protein DETOXIFICATION 41-like. Gene Ontology annotation, biological process: xenobiotic detoxification by transmembrane export across the plasma membrane. The record is from RefSeq and is a predicted model, not a curated record. The coding region runs from base 236 to 1768 and encodes 510 amino acids. Gene Ontology annotation, cellular component: vacuolar membrane. Gene Ontology annotation, molecular function: xenobiotic transmembrane transporter activity; antiporter activity. The transcript has 8 exons. Lineage: Eukaryota; Viridiplantae; Streptophyta; Magnoliopsida; Caryophyllales; Amaranthaceae.
AACUUGGAAGAUGAAGAACAGUAGUUGGUGUAUCCCUUUGUUAAGAAAAUGCGUAGAAUGGUAGUUGCGCACAUUAUUACAUCUAAUGAUCUAAGAUACAUUUUCACCUUUUGACAUUAUUUAUAAGAAUUCAUGCACACUUCUUUAAAUUUGAUAAAAACAAGUAAAUCAAACAUUAGUAUUCCACCAAACUUUGACUGAUCACUUCACACUUCAUAGUGAUCAGUUACAUUUCAUGGGCUCAUCAACAAGAGGAGAGGAGUACCAGACGUUGUUGCUUGGGUUAGACUCCCAUUCACGAAUCCCGGACCUGUCUUCUGAUGUAAUCGAAGAGUUCUUGGCCCACAAACCAGUGGCUGCGAGGUGGUGGACUCGCCUCAUUGCUUGGGAGUCGAGGCUUUUGUGGAUCCUCUCUGGAGCUUCCAUUGUAGUGUCUAUCUUUAACUACAUGCUUACUUUUGUCACACUCAUGUUUACUGGUCAUUUGGGUGCCUUGGAGCUUGCUGGUGCCUCGGUUGCUACUGUUGGGAUUCAAGGCCUUGCUUAUGGAAUCAUGUUGGGAAUGGCUAGUGCAGUACAAACAGUGUGUGGACAAGCCUAUGGUGCAAAGAAAUACUCGUCGAUGGGGAUCAUAUGCCAAAAGGCGAUCAUACUUCAUCUAGGAGCAGCCAUACUCUUGACCUUCUUGUACUGGUUCUCAGGUUCUGUCCUCAAAGCCAUAGGUCAAUCAGAGAGCAUAGCGGAGCAAGGACAGAUUUUUGCACGCGGUAUAAUCCUUCAGUUAUAUGCAUUUGCUAUAAGCUGUCCGAUGCAGAGGUUCCUUCAAGCUCAAAAUAUUGUCAACCCUUUAGCAUACAUGUCGGUUGGAGUGUUCUCAUUGCAUAUACUCUUCACUUGGUUGGUUGUCGAAGUUUGGGACUAUGGACUUCUUGGGGCUGCUCUUACUCUGAGUAUCUCCUGGUGGAUUUUAGUCAUUGUGAAUGCGCUUUACAUAAUUUUCAGUCCUAAGUGUAAGGAGAGUUGGACUGGACUCUCUGUCAAGGCUUUCACAGGAAUUUGGCCUUACUUUAAGCUUACAGUUGCUUCUGCUGUCAUGUUAUGCUUAGAGAUAUGGUACAACCAAGGAUUGGUGCUUAUAUCAGGGCUCUUAUCUAAUCCCACAAUAUCACUAGACUCGAUUUCUAUAUGCAUGUCUUACUUGAACUGGGACAUGCAGUUUAUGUUAGGACUAGCUGCAGCAGCCAGUGUAAGAGUGAGUAACGAGCUAGGAGCAGCACAUCCAUCAGUAGCAAAAUUCUCGGUGCUGGUAGUGAAUGGGACUAGUAUACUAAUUAGUAUAGUGUUCAGUGCUGUUGUGUUGAUAUUCAAAGUUGCAUUAAGCAAGGCUUUUACCACUGACUCUGAGGUUAUAGCAGCUGUAUCUGACUUAACUCCUUUGCUCGCCAUCUCGGUUCUCUUGAAUGGCAUUCAGCCUAUCCUCUCUGGGGUGGCAAUUGGGAGUGGAUGGCAAGCUCUUGUGGCAUAUGUGAAUCUAACAACAUAUUACAUUAUCGGUCUACCAAUUGGCUGUGUACUGGGCUUCAAGACGAGCUUAGGAGUUGCAGGGAUAUGGUGGGGGAUGAUCAUUGGUGUUCUGUUACAAACUGUAACAUUGAUAAUUCUGACUGCUCGAACCAACUGGAACACUGAGGUUGACAAGGCGAUUGAACGUUUAAGGAACUCAGCAAAUGAAGAGACGACAGCUCUAAUCUUGGAGAACACUACAUAAUUAGCACAAUUUUGGCUUUCGCGGAACAAUAAAUAAACAGUUUUGUCUAGUUUGUUUGUCCACACAUUCGUUCUCAUGUCAUAUUCAACUAAUCAACUGGGUGACUUUAAGGAGUGAAAGUGACUAUUUCACAAAUUUUCAACACUUUUUAUUUCGGACAACUUUACUCUAUCAACAAUAUAACCAAAUAUCAAGGCUAUUUUCAAUA